Melanotaenia boesemani (Boeseman's rainbowfish) is the source of this 1865-nucleotide messenger RNA. RefSeq lists its product as uncharacterized. Lineage: Eukaryota; Metazoa; Chordata; Actinopteri; Atheriniformes; Melanotaeniidae. The record is from RefSeq and is a predicted model, not a curated record. Bases 209 to 952 code for a protein of 247 amino acids. The transcript is spliced from 5 exons.
UUUUGAUCUGGACUUGGUCCAAUGUGGUCUAGAUUCCCAAUCAGUUAUAUACACAUAUAGCAAAUGAAUGGGAGGUGUAACCAAGGUGGCGCAGGGAGCAACAUUCCAGGUAAGGAGGAACUGGUUGACUGCGCAGUGACACUGCAGGAAGCGCUGCUCCUCUCUGACACUUUACGCCGUAAAAGAAAGAUCAACGCUACUUCACAGGAUGAAGACUCAUCUCAUUAUUCCUUUGGCAUUACUUACUUCUCUUGCUUUGCUGGGGGUGAUAAAAAUACGAAAAAAGGAGAAUGAGAAGGUGGAGAAGCAUUACGUAUUACAGAAUAUCAAACUGCGGGUGAACGACGAUGCUCUGGACGAGUAUCGUAAUUCUAUUGCUGAGGACCAAAACCUGCUGGAAAAGACUAAAAGUGAGCAUAACACAAUACAAGAGGAAUUGGACAAACUCAAGCUCAAUGAAGACAGAGUUAAAAAUGAAGCGGACCUAUGCCAGGAGAGCAAGAAAUCUGAGGCAGAUAAGCUGGCUGUAAUAACAAUGGACUUAAAUAACCUUAAAGCUGAAACUGAGAAAGAAAUGACUCUCUGGAACACUGAAAUAGCUGCACUGAAAGAACAAGCAGCAGGACGCAGUUCAGUGUGUGACUUUUUAAAAGGAGGAAUGCCAUUUGCAAGACAUAUUUGUGGCAAUAAAGAGCCUAAUAGGGCUAAAGAAGAAGGGGUAGAGGUCCCUAAAAAAGAGGAGGCAAAGGCAGACGCCCCUAAACAGGAUCCACCAAAGGAAGACGCCCCUAAACAGGAACCGCCAAAGGCAGAUGCCCCUAAACAGGAUCCACCAAAGGCAGACGCCCCUAAACAGGAACCGCUAAAAAACAGAGGCCAAAAAGAAGAGGAGGUAAAGGUGGAGGUUCAUGAAAAUAAGAAGCCAAAGACAAAGGAAGAGGCCCAAAGAUGAGAUUAUGCAUGUUUUUAAUCUCCAACACUUCCACACUUCCAGGAACAAUAAAAGCAGACUCCAGUAUGAAUGUGACUAUCCUAGUUUUUAUAUUAUUUCAUGAACACAUGGAAAACAAGUAAAUGGUUAUGCAUAUCUAAGAGUAUAUGUUGAAUAAGUGUAACAUCUGCUUGCUAUACACAGCCAUCCUUAUUAUGUACAAACACAAAGUGGUGUCUUUAAUCAGUCUAAAAACCUGUGUACUGAUUGAGCACACAAGCUAAUACACUGGUCAGUGUCUUCAGCUGACUAGUGUAUUACCUUGUGUGUCACUAUAGGUUAACAUUUUCAUCUGUUUACUUUUCAAAUUACAGAGCAUGAUCAACUGUCAUUGCCAGAGUCAAAUUUCUGUUUCAUUUUCACUGCCACCAUAGUUCUUAUUCAGUAAUAGUAUUUAACAGCUAAUCAAGAGAUCUUGUUAAACUGUACACGUAAUGGUUUUGUAAUUUUACUAAAACAUUUCAGGUAUUUUUAAAAAAAAAUUUUUUAUAACAGGGAUAUCUUCCAAGGACAGAAAAUGGAAACUUAGCCAUUUGUUUAACUCUGGUAAUUUACAAUAAUGUGUAUUAAUGUACAAUGUUCCUGUAAAACACACAAAUAUCCAGGCUUCUGCCAUAUUUGUAAACAACUAUCAGGAUUGUGAUCCUCAGGUAUAUAUCAACACUUACUGUGACAUGUAGGGGUUUCUAGGAAAAGACUGUGUGAUCACAUAUCUUUAUUUGACUCAGUGGAAAAGAAUGGAAAUAUCUCUUGGUCUAACUUUUUGUUUUGUGUGCAUGCUCAGUCACUUAUUAAGUAACAAACUGGCAAAUAAUUUUUUCUGCAAGCACGAUUUAAGGUUACUCUGAUUUGUUUGUGAUGGCAGAUUGGCAAU